This is a messenger RNA of Staurois parvus, 318 nucleotides long. The record is from the annotation of a GenBank genome assembly. NCBI's taxonomy places the organism in Eukaryota, Metazoa, Chordata, Amphibia, Anura, Ranidae.
GCAUGGACACAUAGGAUAACAUGCUGGGGAUGGACACAUAGGAUAACAUGCCGGGGAUGGACACAUAGGAUAACAUGCCGGGGAUGGACACAUAGGAUAACAUGCCGGGGAUGGACACAUAGGAUAACAUGCCGGGGAUGGACACAUAGGAUAACAUGCCGGGGAUGGACACAUAGGAUAACAUGCCGGGGAUGGACACAUAGGAUAACAUGCUGGGGAUGGACACACAGGAUAACAUGCCGGGGAUGGACACACAGGAUAACAUGCUGGGGAUGGACACAUAGGAUAACAUGCCGGGGAUGGACACAUAGGAUAACA